Molecule: messenger RNA, 846 nt
Organism: Aureobasidium namibiae CBS 147.97
Lineage: Eukaryota; Fungi; Ascomycota; Dothideomycetes; Dothideales; Saccotheciaceae
Exons: 4
Coding region: 1-846 (281 amino acids)
Source: RefSeq, a predicted model, not a curated record
AUGUGGAUUCCACAGAAUCCUCUUCACAAACUGAAGAUUGUUGUUCAUCUUCUUCAAGCAAUCAUUACCUUCAUCACAGGGUGCAUGACCCUGGCGAUCUUGACAGAAAAGGGAAACCAUGACAGUCGUGUGCAGUGGUGCUUUGCUCUGUGUUUCCUCACGAUGCCCGCUUUGAUGUAUCAGUGCAUAGUCCCUUGCUGGACAAGGCUAUGGCGUCUCGCUAAUCCUUACAUCUUCUUCACCAUCGAUUCGGUCUUUAUAGUUUUUUGGCUUUCGGCGUUUGCUUCUUCGUGUGCCUGGACGGCGAAAGGCAUGCAGAAAGGAGCCGCCGACAAGAAGCUGAGCGCGAACGCUGCGUCUUGCUCAACAUUCGCUUUUGGAUCAACAUCAACAUGCAACCUGGCGAAAGCCACAACAGGCCUCGGAGUAGCGCUGUGUAUCCUCUUUUCAGCUGCAGCGAUCAUCUCUGGCGUGGAUUCCUACAAGUUCUGGAAGUCAGGUAUUGUACGCACGAAGCCAGAGAUCUAUGGCCAGGCUCUUUCUCGUGCUUCUUCGCCAGAGGGCAAAGGCGAGUGGUCGCUGAGUACGGAUGAUCUGCAUGACGCAAAAGGCGCCUAUGCUUCGGAUGUGUAUCAGGGUUGGUCGCAAGACCAAGGAGCCAUGUUCACAGAAACAGAGACCAUGGAAGGGCCACAUCCCGGAAGACACGUGAGCUGUAUGAGCGCGAAGACGAUACCUUACGAAAGAGAUCUGACACCCAGUGCCAUGAGUCCUACAGUGGCAGAGCCGCGCUAUACAGGAAUCUUUCCGCCAGCCACGACAAACUACAGCUUCUCGAGAGAAUGA